CAACGGCUAGCAGUUUGGAGAGUAGUCACUCGCCUGCCACCCCCCAAAAAUAUCAACAUGGAUGAAUGGCUACCUAGCGGGAAAUGGUGAUGUUGCUAUAAGGAUGCCACCGCUGCAUACCUCUCGUUUUCUCUUAUUUUUUCUUUUCUUCGGCAACGUCUGGAAGGUGCUCCCAAAAUCCAUUCCGGAUCGGGGACCACUUGAGGUGCUGAUCAGGGUUCAGGUUUUUGACAACAGUGACCUUUCACCUUUACCAGACGCCACGGUAGAGGUUCACGGCAACCAGUCUGCCUCAUUGUCUGGCAGAGCGGGCAGUGAUGGCAUCGCUACGGUUACCGUCCUGUACCGCCCAGGGACCUGGGUCAUCAUCACCGCCUCCAAGCAAGGCUACGUCACAAACUCCGCCCCCUGGCACGCCAACCGUAUUCCCCUGUACGCCUCCGUCAGCCUCUACCUACUGCCCCAGAGAUCUGCCACCCUCAUCCUGUACGAGGACGUGGUCCAGAUGCUCCUGGGGUCCCCAGGGUCGAGGCACCAGCCUUGGGUUCAGUUCCAGAGGAAGGCCAUCGGGCUGACCCUCAACUCCACCUACACGGAGCUGUCCGCCAUGCUGACUGCUGCCAAGAGCCAGUACGAGAUUGGGGGGUUCCCCUACCCCUUGGGCCAUGAGAGCACCAACAGCACAGGAAGCGAGAGCAGCUGGGUGGACCUGACGGCUGUGGCCGCUGUCAGUACCCACCUCUUGGACCAGAACGGGACCGCGGUCCAGGUGUCGGACCCCGUGUACAUCUCUAUCCCGCUGCCGUCCGACACGCCUGUGAGGGCCGCCACCAGCGUCCCUGUCUGGAGGUUCGAGGCCCAGAAAGGUCUAUGGGUCAGGAACGGGACGGGGUACAUUAAGAAGGAGGGGAUGCUGAUGACCUGGAGUUUUGUGGCCUCCCAGUUGGGCUACUGGCUGGCAGCCUUUCCCUCAGCGACAGGCAUGGUGCUGAACCCCCCGGGGCUGAGUGACAUCACGGCGUACCACACCGUCUUCCUGCUGGCCAUCCUGGGCUCCCUGGCCCUGCUGGUGCUGGUGCUGCUCUGCCUGCUGCUCUACCACUGCAGGAGGCGGUGCCUGAAGCCCCGGCAACAGCACCACAAGCUGCAGGUCUCCUCCCCCCUGGACAGCGCCAAGCGGGACCAGGGAACCUCCACCUCCCACCUCAACCUCAUCAGCGGGGGCCGCGCGGAUGCGGCCUCCGCCAGCGGUGACGUGGACGCCCUCAAGUCCGAGGAGUUCUUCCAGAACGUUCCGGCCCACAAGCCGAAGGUCAACGCCGGCACGUACACCCGGAGAGGGGAGAGCUUCGCGACGAAGCCCCCCCACCCCGCCGACCCCCGGAGCCAGGACAAGCGACGCAACGGCGGUGGCAGCAGCGCCAACGACAACCAGGGCUACACCUCGGAUCCGCCGUCCCCGCCACCCUUCGCCGGGCACUACCAGGACAGCAGGCCGCCCGAGUACUCCGCCUCCCAGCCGGCGGACCCCCUGGCCCGGCCCGGCUCUGGCAACACCCAGCCGGGCCAGCUGAUCUUCUGCAGCUCCAUGGACCAGAUGAACGAGAGCAUGUACCGCAGCAUGGUGCCCACGCUGGUCAUCCCGGCCCACUACAUGCGGCUGUCCUCAGACCUGUCGGCCGUGGAGCAGGCCCUGGAGAAGCAGCAGCAGCACCAGCAGGACCGCGAGGGCAUCCAGGUGAGCAUGACGCUGCCCCGCCCUCGGGGCCCCCAGCCGCAGCCGGGCUCCCAGCAGCAGGGGGCCCCCCAGCAGGAGGACGACCCCCCCGUGCGGAUCCCCGUGCUCUUCGACGACUCCACCAUGGCCCAGAUGAGUGAGGAGCUCCAGGCCCUGACGGAGCAGAAGCUCCUGGAGCUGGGGGUGAAGCCUCACCCCCGGGCCUGGUUCGUCUCCCUGGAUGGCCGGUCCAACUCCCUGGUGCGUCACUCCUACAUCGAGCUGGGAAACGAGCGCGGUGGUGGCGUCGGGCGUCCCGGCGACGGUGUAGGCCCUGCCUCCCGCGACAGCCGGCAGCCACAGCGCAAGGAGGAGCGGUCGGCCUCCGACCGCAAGGGCCGGGUCGGCAAGGCCUACUCCAAGCUCGCCAAAGACGGCAAGACCGGGGCUGACACCGAAGGCAGGGCUGCUCCCAGCUCGCCCGAGGACAACUCCCUCGCCCCUCUGCUGGAUGAGGGCCCGGGGCCGCGGGGGGCCACUUUCCCCCGUCGGGGCCACAGCCGGGCCCACAGUUCCCGCUGCAGCAACAUCGAGACGCAGCGAGGCUCGGCUACCAGCCCCGAGGUGGAGGAGAACGACCUGGACGACAAAGACGACGAGGGAGGGAACAAGAAGAGUCCCUGGCAGAGGCGCGAGGAGAGGCCGCUCAUGGUCUUCAACGUCAAGUAAAGCAGGGCCCACAGUCGCCCUGAGUCUUAUGCCUAAUAGACUCUUCCCCAAAUGGAUUCUUCCUGGAAUCAGUUUGGAAGGAUUGUGGUGGGAAGCUGGGAGGGAUUGGUCAUCAAAGGAAUCUGGAGAAGAGCACAAUCAACGACCUGUAAAAUGUGAGAACAACACUAACACAACACUCUGUGUUUAGAGCCAUCCUCUCCAUGGGGGAGGGGGGUGGGAGGUUUCUUCCUUGAACCCUUCGGCCGCUUUCCUUAGCUACAGUCCCAGCAUUCCUAGCAUGUUAAUGUGCCAUACCUGCCGCCCUUUAGCGUUUUUCACUAGACAUAAGCUCCGAGGCAUCAUAAGCUCUGAGGCAUCCAGUAAACUCUCCAGCGAGAAACCGGUGGAAUUGUGAGACAUCGCUCUCUUUCAAUAUUUUUUAGCACUGAAAGUGUUGACGUCGCUCAUCUCCUUUCACGAGUCCCUGUGAGCAGUAGUACAGCUGUUGCAGUACUUUGUUGUGCCACACUGGCUUAACUAUGGAAAUGGACACAAGACUGAUAAUCUUAUCCCAGAUAAGGAUUGGAGGUUUGAUGGAAGGGCUGGGUUUUACAUAAAGGAGUAAUGGGCUACUUUCUUUGUCAAUCUAUGUUUUGAAGCAUCUUGGAGAUAGCUUUCUCUGAACUGUGUUUUUCCUGCCGCUGGAAAUGGACUUUGGGCUUUGUAGCGUGCUUUGCAGUCACCUUGGAGAUCUUUUCGCAUUUUUUGGGCAUUUGGUCGCCAUUUUGUUUCAAUGGUUUACUAAUCAAAAGAUGGCUGCCAGUGGCUCAUUAAAUAAUGGCACAGUCCUUACUGAAACCUGGAUAACACCACAAAAAAUAUUUUUAAUCAUUUUUGUUUAGUUUUAUUUACAGGCAAUUCCUGUGUGUGUACGAUGUAGAAGCAGGUGUAAGAAUUGUUUUUAACUUAUUCCAUUGGCCAUUUGAGAGUGGGUACAAGUAAACAAUUGGUACUUUACAAAUUAGCACAGAAUUCCAUAAAGAUUAUUUUUAUUAAACUGAUUAUGAUUUGUAAAAUAUAACUGCAGAUACUGUAUUUCAUAAUCUUCCACAGGUGGUUAACAGAACAUGCCACAUCUACAGUGUAAAGAUACUUCCUUUAUUUAAAGGUACAAUAGGUAAUAUUUUUGUGUUAAAACAUUGUUACAAGACGAUUGUAAAUCCCUUCCAUUGAAAAAGGCUCACUAACAUGUUUUCUCACCCUUUUAUUAUUUUUAGUCCUCGGGUUUUAAAAUAUGCAGUUGACGGGCCAGCACUCUGUACCAAAACAUCGUAUAGCUGUACAAUAAUUGAAGCUUAUUGGUUGAAAAUUGGUUCUAAUUGCCACAGCCAAUGGCGUUUCAACAUCAGCGCGUUCACAGAGAAGGGGUGGGAUAAACAGUGUUGUGGUUUGUGCGUGUGUUUUGCUGCAAUUCCGCUCUUGACCGUUAGAAGUCCGAAAUUACCUAUUGUACCUUUAAGUGGUUCCACGCUAUCAUUGAGUAAAAUGUGGAAUAAAUAGCACAGGGUUGGAUGUCAUAUUUGAAGAUCAAUCUCAAUUUCUGUUAUCUUUGACAGGUUGAAAAACAUCUUUAAACUCAAUUGAUGUGACAAACUAAUGUUGUACAUUUAGUCAUCGUGAUGCUGGUGAUAAUAUUUGUAUUUUUUGGUUACGAUAAGGUUUCUGCUCUAUAGCAUAUUAGACAUAUGGACUGAUCUCAAGGUUAUUAGCGCUGUCUGGAGCUGUUGUUCUCAUGGAGAUCAUAUUUGGUUUGUGUGAAUCUUGCCAGACCAGCGUGGUUGUUCAUUAUCCAAUUCCUCAAUCGCUAUAAUUACAGCUUAACAAUAUCAUUUACAGUACAGGAAAAAAUUUCUUACCAUCUACCCAUUUUGAUACAGAUAGAAAUGGUGAAGUUAGGCUUGAGGUUUUUACAUUUAAAAUGUUUAAUUGCUGAAUCAUCAACUGCACAGUAAAAUGUCCAGUGUGAAUUCAACUCUACAAUCGAGUCACAUAGUGACCGUAUGUACUCUGAAAGAGUCGAUUUAUCACUGAACAUUUUACUGUGUACAGUCAAAUGUUCUUUGGCCUAAAGCUGUCACUCUCGAGAGUCACACAUCUCUGAAUUUUGUUUUUUCUCUUUCAAAUGUUAUUGCCUCUUUAGUGCACUUUAAUUGCGCGUCACUGGAAAAAGCUGCAGUGGCACCAUUAACAUAUCAGAAUGCAGUGUAAGAUGCACAGGCUCAAAGCAGACUUUAAAAAAAGACUUUAUCAUACCGGCACAUAGCAGCUACUCUGAGGCCCCACAUACACUGACUACACUUGCAGUAGCAAGGGGACAUUUUGAGGAAGGGAACUGAGAGGACACUGUUCAUACAGGAUCAGAGCUACAAUGGAGGGAGGGAAGCGCCAAAAUGGAGAGGCCACAGUGGCCCAGACUAACCCUGUUCCACAGCAAGCAAAAGCAAUGUCUGAGCCACACAUAGGCCCCAGGGACCCACAAUACAACACUCCCAAGUGCCUUCCUGUAGUGUUGUGGCCAGUGCUGAAGGCCUUUUUUAACAUGUGAUCAAAGAUCCCUUGUACAUGCAAUCAGAUCCAGGUCCUUCAGAUUUGUAGAGACAAGCUUGUAAGCUCACACUCCCUUCCCCUCCCUUUACUGAGCAUGCUCAGUGAUGCCAAGAGAUUAUGCCUUUUCCCCAAUAUAACAAAUAAAGAGAGUAAACACUACAUUUAUAUAUUCAAAGUACACAUACAGAAAAGGCAUUCACUCACUCACAAACACAUACAUGUAAUGUACCUACUUCUGUUCUUGCAUCUGUAGGGUAAGGGAUUAACUUUUUCAAACCACUUCAUUAAUGGUAUUUGGCAGACACUCUUAUCCAGAGUGACAUACAGUUGAUUAGACUAAGCAGGAGACAAUCCUCCCCUGGAGCAAUGCAGGGUUAAGGGCCUUGCUCAAGGGUGCAACAGCUGUGCGGAUCUUAUUGUGGCUACACCGGGGAUCGAACCACCGACCUCGCGGGUCCCAGUCAUGUACCUUAACCACUACGCUACAGGCCUAUAAGCUGCCCUCAGCUGUGAACUUGACUUGCAGCCUUGUAGACUUUUUUGUUGAAUUUUUACAUAAAUUAGGAGGAAAUUUGCUCUUCAUUUAGGUGGGUAAUUCCACCAGUUCAGAAUGCUGGAUUCAGAUUGUCAUAUAAAAUGUCUGGAGUGCGAUUCGGAAUGGGUUCAUUGUAUCUGCUCCUUUCACCACUGUACACUUUCACCAUUGUACACUACACUUGAUCUUAACAAUCAUUUUAGUCUUGUAAUGAGGCUUAAGAUCUUUUUUGUUUUCUCUCAAGUAGAAAAUAUUUGCUUGUUUAAAGUUAAUGUUUGCUUGACAAUUUUCUUAUUCCAUUGACAAAUCUUGAAAUGAGUCAAAUUGUCUUACCUCUUUGUCAAUUUAAAUCUUAUUUAGUAAAAAAAAAAAGUAAGAAAUGAGAUUCAAUAUAAGUAUCAAUAUAAGACUAUAAUGUUUCUUUUUUGUUCAUUUUUUUGGCAGUGUUGGCCCCAGUCAAUGCCAAUAGCACAAUACAGUACAUUAGCGUUUAUUCAUACCUUUACUUUUAAUAAAAUAUGUCUUCCUGGUGUCAUUCUGUUGCUCAACUUAGUGCACUGCUGUCUUGGAAAACCUUUGUUUUUACAGUGGUUGUAGACCUCUGUACUAUUUUUGUUCAUUAGUUUGUUUUGUGGUGAAUUAUAUUGGAGGGUUUUUUUGUGCAAAGGAGUCCUGUAAUUCCAUCUAACCCCCAGCCUAUGCUAACCUUAUCCAUCAGACGUGCUGUUGGCAUUAUGAAUAUGAUGGUCUUCAUAUAAUCACUAGCAGUGUUGGCAUUUGUAAGCUGACUUUCUGUGAAUGAACCCUGCCAAGAGCUAGAAUAUCAGCCAAAAAGGGGGCUGUUUAGCACUUGGAUGAUUAAACUAUUUUGUAUUUUGUACAUACAUUCUCUGAACAUAUGAAUAAUGAAUUGUUCAUAUCAGUACCUUAGUCCUGGAUGGUUACAUUAUGGGCCAGUUUCACACACAGAUUAAGCUUAGUCCUCGACUGAAUUGAAAUUGACUUUUGUAUGGCGAAUCUCAAUUUAAAAAAUGUUAUUUAGUCUACAACUAGGCUUAAUCUGUGUCUGUGAAACUGGCCCUAUAUUAUUUUUAGUUCACUGUUCAGAAUUGGCCAAAGAGCAAGAGCUCUAACCUCCACUAGGUGGAAGCAUUGCACAAAAAAGGACAAAAAACCCUGCCAAUCAUCUGUGAGCAAGGUGCAGUGUAAUAUUUCAAUAAUGUUUUCCUCCCUGUUUCAUUCACAUAAAUGGUUGUAACAUGUAAAUAUGAAUGUCUUGUGAAUCAAAAGCCCUGCUGGAUGCUGGAAUGGUUAGAGGUUUGUAAUGGUGCCAUAUGCUGGUGUCGUAGGAAUGAUGAACAGUGAUAUGGCGUGUUUUCGAUUUCAUUAUUGUCCUACCUACUUCCCUCUCACCGGUAUGCUCCAGUACAGAAUUGCCUUUUAUGCUGGUUCCUUCAUUCCUCUUUUUUUAACAGUUAUGCGAAAGAUUAAAGCUUUUAACAAGCUGUG
Molecule: messenger RNA, 7079 nt
Organism: Conger conger (European conger)
Lineage: Eukaryota; Metazoa; Chordata; Actinopteri; Anguilliformes; Congridae
Product: protein FAM171A2-like
Exons: 8
Coding region: 62-2446 (794 amino acids)
Source: RefSeq, a predicted model, not a curated record